Molecule: messenger RNA, 1939 nt
Organism: Diprion similis
Lineage: Eukaryota; Metazoa; Arthropoda; Insecta; Hymenoptera; Diprionidae
Exons: 9
Coding region: 150-1847 (565 amino acids)
Source: RefSeq, a predicted model, not a curated record
UGUAUCUAAUGAUGAGCAAAAAGCAAUAUUUCAUUCUGUCGUAUCUGCAGUCCACCGUUGACCAACCGUUUGAAUGGAUUGUUGACCUGACUAAAUUUGGUGAAAACUUAAGUGUAGUGUAAAUAAUUUUUGCCCUGUCCGCAUCAAGAAUGUUCAAAUAUCCUUGGAUACUCAGCUGCUUUUUCAUAGCAAUUCUCUUCCUGGGCAAUGCCGAAGUCAUAGUGAGAGUGGCCAUUGAAGCUUCGUUUCGUCUUCACAUAUACCCUCAAACUUUGGAUAAUCCAAGCCACUGUACCUUGACCAAUCCCCAGAAUGAAGUAACAGAUAUUCCGCUCGAUUAUCAAGCUGACAAUUCUCAGGAAGAUGAUCAGAAGAUUGUACCAUUGGGCGACAAUCAAUGUGGCGCAAGAAUUUACGACGCGUCACGGACAGACGUUGGAAGAUGGUCCCUUGUUCUUUCGAAUGAAACAGAAUCCAUCAACGAAAGUUUCAGAAUUGUUACCGUUACUUUAGAAGAACCUGUCAACCGAACAUCCACCGCAGUAAUCGGAGACUUGACAACGACCAUACUUUGCGGACCAUCCAGCAUGCUGUACUGCGAACUGCGAGAUCCUUUAGGAAACCCGGCUACCCUGACUAGCAGAACACGAUGUGAAACAAUAAUCGAUGUUUUGAAGGCUACGGACUUCGGGGUCUGGACCUGUACUGUAGGCAUAUCUGGUAGCAUAGAAGAGAUUUACGCAACUCACACUUUGAACAUUGGAGACCGUGCCGAAGAAGUGGUGAUAUUCGCAAACGACACUGUAUCUGGUAAAAUGAUAUCCUGGCAAGUAGAGAGAAUUAUACCAGCAGCGUCUUGGUGCAGAGCCUUUCCCCCUAAGGGAAAAUCAAUCAUGGUAGCGCCGGGACUAGAACUCGAGAAGUACGUAUCCGUUGAGACAAAUCUUGCCGAAAACAAAUGUGGCCUUCUGAUAACCGGGGAGUUCCAGGAAGAGUAUCAUGGGAUAUGGAGACUAGAAAUGGGACUCACUUCUGGAAAUAUAAUCGGAGGAUUCAUUAAAAUGCCCGAAGGGCAGAUACCAGGGCUGAAUGAUCCAAAUACCGCAAGGAAUUCGUCGGACCCAUCGAAAGCGGUGGAGGUGAAUGUUGAAGCUGGAAAAUCUUUCACAAUCACUUGUCAAACUCAAUACCCGGCCGGUUACUGCUGGAUAAAAGGACCCCAGGGACAAGACAUAACAUCAACGGACGAACUGACUGUGGGAAGGUGUUCUCAUGCCAUCGAUAACGCGAUAUCUACGGAACACAGCGGGAACUGGACCUGCAACAUGGCACAUGUUAAUGGAGGGCACGAAGAGCAUUUGGUUACCAAAGUGAACGUCAUAGACAAAUUGUAUCAGGCUAUCAAUCGCGAGAUAACAGCACGUCACGGAGACAAAACGAUAAUUGCCUGUAAAUCAGUACUCGAUUAUCCGCUCCAGUACUGUCGAUUCGUUAGGCCAGAUGGUGUAGGACUAGGAGUAACGCCUGGCAUGGAACCAUCCGAAAGAUACUCUUACGAGGGCGACGGAUUGGACCAUGGCUAUUGUGGAUUAGCCAUCAGUUCAGUCCAGGCAGUGGACAUCGGGGAGUGGAAAUGCGUAUCCAGGUCACGUUUCCGCACCUGGGAAGCGGAAAAUUCGGACACUUGUGUUUUGCAAACUCCCGAAAUGUCGGUUGCGUCUGUAAUUGGAUUGACCAUUGGCGCAGUUUUACUGGUAUUUGUUAUAACCGGAGCUUUACUUGUACGGUAUAGACGUAAGCGGUCCCAACAAUCCGAACGAGCCAUGAUGGUCGAAUUCAGUACCUGAUUACUGUACCGGUGGUCUACAAAUAUUGAAUAAUUAUUCCAUAAGCAAUAAAAAGAAAUUCAUGACAUUGUGCUGACAUCCAGCUUUAAAGG